UGUCAGGAGGAGGCCACAGGCUCGUGGUCCCUGGCUGGUCGACGCAGCCUCCUCCCGGUUCCAGAGAAUCGCAGUCACGUUCAGUCAGCGCCCGACUCCCGGUCUGUAGAGGUGCUGCUGCGUGUUUCUCUUCUUCUUCGCGUCGUGUUGUUAAUCUAGCCGAGAGGACAUUCCGGUGUUCCCUUCAACCGGAGAGCAUCCUCAUCGGGAUGACUGUCAUCAGGAGCACGUGGUCGUUGGUGAUUUUCCUGUGCGUAACGUCGUUAUACGUCGGCGACACUUUUGCCAAAUACCAUCAUAUAAAAUUAAGGCACGGAAGGCAUCGUCGGCAGCACGGUGAGAGCUAUCUACCGAGCAGCUUCGUUCUUGAAACGGACGAGCUAGAAAGAGGAAAUUGGGGACCAUGGUCGAUGCCCAGCUCCUGUUCGCGAUCCUGCGGCGGUGGCGUCGCUCAUCAGACCAGGCAGUGUCUCGACGUAGACGAGAACGGAUAUCAGAGAUGCACGGGUUCCUCGAGGAGAUUCUUUUCUUGUAAUGUUCAGGCGUGUCCAGGCGAGCCGAAAGAUUUCCGAGCGGAGCAAUGCGCGGAAUUCAACAAUGUUCCCUUCGAAGGAGUGAUUCACGACUGGAUCCCGUACACGGGCAGUCCGCACAAGUGCGAAUUAAAUUGUAUGCCACGAGGAGAAAGAUUUUUCUAUAGAUACAAAGUAUCCGUAACCGACGGAACGCCAUGCGAGAUCGAGAAAAACGAUGUUUGCGUCGAAGGCAAGUGUAUGCCGGUCGGAUGCGACAUGAUGUUAGGCAGCGAUGCCAAAGAGGACGCUUGCAGAGAAUGCGGAGGCAACGGUACCGACUGUAACACAAUUCAAGGCUUAUUCGACAAUGACGACUUACAAGUUGGUUACAUCGAUAUUUUAUUAAUACCAGAGGGUGCUACUAAUAUCGUAAUAAGAGAGCUGGAACCUUCGAACAAUUACUUGGCCAUACGAAAUACAUCCGGUCAUUAUUACCUGAAUGGCAACUGGAGAAUCGAUUUUCCACGUAGUCUGAGAUUCAUCGGUACGAUCUUCCAUUAUUCAAGAGAGCCACAAGGUUUUUCUGCUCCGGACAUUAUCACGGCACUCGGGCCAACCACCGAACCGAUUUACGUUGUCUUGCUCUAUCAAGAUCAUAACGUUGGUGUUCAUUACGAAUACAGUAUACCCAAGAAACUCUCGACGCAUACGGACGCCGAUAGUUACACAUGGAUCACCGAAGAAUUUUCGAGCUGUAGCACUAGUUGCGGGGGAGGUUAUCAGUCCAGAAGAGUAGCGUGCGUUCGAAGACGAGACAACCAACCGGUAGACGACAAUCUUUGCGAUCCACAGCUCGAGCCAGAGGAUACGCAAACCUGUAGCGAGGAACCCUGUCCAGCGGAAUGGGUGGAGGGUGAAUGGGGAGAGUGCAGCAAGCAUUGCGGCAAUGGCGGCUUACAAACCAGGGAGAUCAAGUGCGAACAGGUUGUAGCCGGUGGAAUACGUUCGAUCGUCGACGAUUCCCAAUGCGUAGAAAAGCUCGGACCGAAGGGCCCAACCACACAGGAAUGCAACGAACACGUUGACUGUCCACAAUGGCAUCUCGGACCGUGGAAACCGUGCGACCAUCUCUGUGGAGGGGGCAAACAGACGAGAAAGAUAACGUGUUACGUCAAGAAGGACGGUAAGAUCGAAGUGAUGGAUGAAAGCGCAUGCGAGGGUGAAGUUCCCGAACGGGAGAAACAUUGCGAAUUGAGACCUUGCGAGGGCCUCGACUGGGUCGUUUCCGAAUGGAGCGGGUGCAACGAUAAAUGUGACCUCACUCAAGAGACGAGAACGGCUCAUUGCGCCACUCAAGACGGCACCGUGCAUCCGGACGACAAGUGCGAUCUCGAUAAGAAACCAGAACUUAUCAGGGAGUGCGAAGAUAUCCAAAAUUGCGAGUACCGUUGGUACGCAUCGCAAUGGAGCGAGUGUUCGGCCAAAUGUGGUACGGGCUUACAAACUCGAAAAGUAUUUUGCGCUACUUUCGUGGACGACGCUUUGAAGAAAGUACCAGAGUCUAAAUGCGAGCCUGAUAAGAAAUACGAGAGCACGCAGAACUGUACAAUAGAGCACGAGGAGUGUAAGGGCGAAUGGUUCGCCGGUCCUUGGAGCAAGUGUACGAAACCGUGCGGAGGCGGUGAUAUGUCUCGUAAAGUGAUUUGCAUGAAGGACAACGCGACGGCUUCGCUUGAUAAUUGUGAUAUCAGUACGAUAAUGUUCGCGAAAGAGAGUUGCAAUGAGCAUCCUUGUGGCGAAGACGAAGUUAUACCAGUUGAACCAAACAAAAGCAAAGCCCUGAUGGAGCAGGAGGACGAGGAAUGUGACGAAUACGAGGACGAAGACUUCGUUACAGUCGGUUCUGAAUUUGCAGUGAGCGGCUCCAAGUCCGAAUACAAAGUAAUCGAAGGCUCAACGAGUGUCAAGUUCACAUCUUACAAAAACGAAGAAAUCACUAAUGACAUGGACGAAAUGAUGUUCAGUGAUGCUGGAUACAGCAGAGGUGACAUCUCUCCAGGAGACUUUGGGAGCGGUUACACCAGCAGCGGUUUCGGCAGUGAAGACGACUUUUUCAGUACAUUAUUUACCAGCAAUCCCAGCUCCAAAGAUUGGUCAACCGUAGAAGGAAGUGGCACUUCUCCCGACACCGAAUCAGUUACCGUUGAAACGAGCGAGACUGGAGCCAUUACGGAAUUCGAUGAAAGCGAAAGUACGGAAGUCUCAACGGAGUCUGGAGCUACGUUAGUAUCGGAGUCUGUUACCAGCGAGCCUGUCACUCGGGUAUCAAAGGAAGAAGAUUCUGAAACAACUGAAACGUCAUCGGACACGGGGAGUACCAUCGAAUCUGGUGCUACCGAGACACCACCGAUCAACUCAUCUGACACUACAACUGAAUUAAUUGAAUCGACCGUGUCACUAAGCAAUACGGAGGACUUCACCGAUAGUACGUCUUCCGAACUAACAACGUCAAAUCUUUCAACGGACAAAUCAACGGAUUUCACCGAAUCUUCUGAUCUCUUUUCGAGCAUCGAUACGACAACGUCAAUGGAUGUCACGGUCUCGUUGACGACAGGGUUUACGGAUUCUACCGUAUCUGGUGCAACGGAUGUAACGGAGACUACAGUGACAGAUUCUACGGAAUCAACGGAACCUACAGAAUCUACGGAUACGACCGUGACAGAAUCUACGGAAUCGACCGUGACCGAAUCGACAGAGCCUACGGAAUCGACUGAAUCCACGGCGACAGACACGACGGAGUCGACGGAGUCAACGGAAUCCAAAGAAACGACAGAGUCGACAGAAUCGACGGAAUCCAAAGGAACGACAGAGUCAACGGAGUCGACGGAAUCCAAAGAAACGACAGAGUCGACAGAAUCAACGAUCAUUGAAAAAACGUCAGAAACGAUCAGCGAGGAAACUAGUUCUGUUUCUAAAGUCACGUCUGAAUUACCAGAAUCUGCGACUGCAGGAUCGACCAUGUUAGGAGUGGUGAACGAAUAUGAUCCUUAUACUGAGGGAACAACGGAAAACGAAAAAAGUACGGAAAGUACAAUAACCGUGUUUGGUACGAGCGAAGCUUCAACACCGAUCGAAACUGGUAGCACCGUAAAAGUCGAAUUGACCGAGUCCGGUGCCACUAUCGAAACUGGUAUUACGACGGAGCUUGGAUCCUCGGAAUCUAGCACAUUCGGGGAAACGAAAGAAUCUUCUUUCACUACUGAAACCGAACAGACUAUUGUUGAAACAACGGAAUCAGGUGCUACAACUGAAUCAGAAGUUAGCGGGGCAACCGAUAAUACGGAAUCAAAAAUUAGUGGGGCAACUGAAACAACGGAAUCGGGAAUGUCGAUCGUUUCAGAAGUAACGACGGAAUCGGGAAUGUCGAUCGUUUCAGAAGUAACGACGGAAUCGGGAAUGUCGAUCGUUUCAGAAGUAACGACGGAAUCGGGAAUGUCGAUCGUUUCAGAAGUAACGACGGAAUCGGGAAUGUCGAUCGUUUCAGAAGUAACGACGGAAUCGGGAAUGUCGAUCGUUUCAGAAGUAACAACGGAAUCGGGAAUGACCGGUAUAUCCGGUUUAACAACCGAAUCCGAAGGAACCAGCGAAGUUGCAGCGACCGAGGAGACUGCCGUCUCUGGUCUAACGACAUCGUCUGAAAUAGAGGAAACAGAGUUCGAUACUGAAAAAACCCAUGUUUCCGAGUUUUGGACAACGGUCAGUUCCGUGGAAACAACGCAUAAAUUAAAAAAAUGCAAAAUCUACAAAAAGAAAUCUUGUAAAGUAUCUAAAUUUGGAUGUUGCUACGAUGAAAUCACUCCGGCUAAAGGUCCAUUCCACAGUGGUUGUCCAACACCUAAAACUUGCAACGAAACGAAGUACGGUUGUUGUCCCGAUUUCGUUUCUCCAGCUACUGGACCCGAUAACGAAGGUUGCCCUGAUACUCAUUGCAAUGAAUCACUCUUUGGAUGUUGUCCCGAUGGUAUAAACGCAGCCGAGGGUAACGACUACGAAGGGUGCAAGAAAGCAUGCAACGAGACGGAAUUCGGAUGUUGUCCUGACAAUGAAACACCCGCAGCCGGUAAAGAUAAUUUGGGUUGUUGCAACGUAACGGCUUACGGUUGUUGCGAGGAUGGCAUAAAAGCGGCCAUCGGGCCGGAUCAAGAAGGAUGCAAGGAGGAAAAGGUGGAGGAGGUCACUUUAGAAACGACUACGGCCACGAAAGAAUACGAGACCACGACCGUAGCUAUCGAGGAAGAUUGUGCCAAUAUGACUUAUGGUUGCUGUCCCGAUGGCAUCAGGCCUGCUUCGGGAACAAAUUUCGAGGGUUGUGGCGUUAUCAAUACGGAAAAUUGCAGUGCCUCUUAUUUCGAUUGUUGUCCCGACAAAGUAGCGCCAGCGCUCGGUCCAAACAAUUAUGGCUGUCGAAUGCCAUGCGAGAAUACGACGUAUGGUUGCUGUCAGGAUGGCGCGACUCCGGCUCACGGACUGAACGGGGAAGGUUGUUGCCUUACGACGCCUUACGGUUGUUGUCCUGACAACGUAUUACCAGCACGCGGACCCGAUCUAUACGGAUGUGGUUGCCAGUACUCAACAUUUGGAUGUUGCCCCGAUAAUUCAACGGCUGCACGUGGAUCCAACAACGAAGGUUGCGGCUGCAAGUACACGACACACGGAUGUUGCCCGAAUCGAUUCACACCAGCAACCGGACCUAAUUACGAAGGCUGUCCCUGUUACACGUAUCAGUUUGGAUGUUGCCCGAAUGGUAUUACUAUCGCUAAAGGACCACACGGCCAAGGUUGCGGAUGCGAGAAUACAGAGUUUAAAUGUUGCUCCGACGGCAGAACUCCGGCAAAAGGACACAACUUCGCUGGCUGUAGUUGCGAUGCUUCUAAGUACGGCUGUUGUCCGGACGGCAUCGAAGAGGCUCAAGGAGAGAGCUUCGAGGGUUGUCUAACUAUACCUUCUACGCCCGGUGCCGCUUGCUCUAUGGAAAGAGACAGGGGCCCUUGCCGAGAGUUUACGGUGAAAUGGUUCUUCGACACGGAAUACGGUGGUUGUUCGAGAUUUUGGUACGGGGGUUGCGAGGGUAACGACAAUCGUUUCAAGACUCAAGAGGAAUGUAAAACGGUCUGCGUGGAACCCAAAGGACGAGACGCUUGCUUCCUACCGAAAAUCAGCGGUCCAUGCGAAAGUUAUUAUCCAACCUGGUAUUACGAUCCUGGAAGAAAACAGUGCGGUCAAUUCGUUUAUGGUGGUUGCCUUGGCAAUGCGAAUAAGUUCAAAACAAAAGAGGAAUGCGAAGAGCUCUGCGUCGUUCCCGAUGACAUUGAUCCCUGUGAUCAGGCAAAGGAAUCCGGUCCCUGCGGAGGCAAUUUCACUAGAUGGUAUUAUAACAAGACUCUGCAAACUUGCGAACGAUUCAAUUACGGCGGUUGCAAGGCAAACGACAACAACUUCCCAACGGAGCUCGCGUGUCAUCAGCAAUGCUUACAGCCUGGCCGAAGUCGCGCGCCCCUAGCGGAUGUGUGCGCCCUCGAGAAAGAUCCUGGGCCAUGUCCGGGCUCUGUAUUGCGUUGGUAUUACGAUUCAAGCCGUCGUACUUGUAGUCGAUUUGUUUACGGCGGUUGUAAAGGCAAUGGCAAUAAAUUCCGUACGCGGGCUGCCUGCGAGCAGCGUUGUCCGUCACAAGAUUCUUGCUCUCUGCCACGGGCUGAGGGUAAUUGCACGGAGAAGCAGUCUAGAUGGUAUUUCGAUCAGUCAGAGAAUCGAUGCAUGCCGUUUUAUUACACGGGCUGUGGUGGAAAUAAAAAUAACUUCCCUACUAUAGACGCAUGUACGGCCGAUUGUCCAUCUAAAAUCGAACAGGAUGUCUGUCUCCUUCCUGCUCUUUUGGGAGAGUGCCAUAAUUACACUCAAAGAUGGUACUUCGAUUCGUACGAGCAACAAUGUAGACAAUUCUAUUACGGUGGAUGCGGUGGAAAUCAAAACAAUUUCGUCUCGCAAGACGAUUGUAAAAAUAGGUGCGAAAUCACGGUUACGGCGGAACCACCUAAACAGGUCGGAUUUAAAACAGAAUAUUGUUUCUUGCCCAACUAUCAUGGUCCAUGUAACGAGGAUAAAAUGAAAUGGUUCUACGACAGCAAAGACGGUAUUUGCAAAACGUUCGCUUACGGCGGUUGUCAAAGCAACGGAAACAACUUUGACACUCACGAGGAGUGCGAGUAUCGAUGCGGCCAAGUUCAAGAUCCGUGCGCUCUACCAAAAGUCGUUGGUACGUGCGACGGCAUUGUCAAGCAAUAUUAUUACGAUCGUCGAGACGACUUUUGUCACGAGUUCGAAUACAGCGGCUGUCAGGGCAACAAGAAUCGUUUUCAGGACAGAGAAUCUUGCGAGAGAAAAUGCAAAAUACAGCCGGCUGCGAUUACAGAAAAAAUUCAACCUACUACCAUGGCAACUACCUCCCAAACUGAGAUCGCGCCAAGUAGCUCAAUUUGUCAAGCACCUGUGGACGCUGGACCAUGUAACAAUGACAUUACCGCUUAUUAUUACGAUUCUCGAACGAGCAUGUGUCAAGCGUUCAUAUACGGUGGCUGCGAAGGGAACGCCAAUAGAUUCCAAACGGAAGAACAAUGCGAACGUCUCUGCGGCAAAUUCCGCGGACAAGAUUUAUGCAAUCUAUCGGUGGAUCCGGGUCCAUGCAGAGCCCGCUUCUCCAAAUACUUUUACGAUCAAAACAUCCGUGCUUGUCGGCAAUUCAUUUAUGGCGGUUGCGAUGGUAACGCAAACAGAUUCAGUACGAUCUCGGAAUGUGAGUCACUUUGCGUUCAUCUCGAGGAACCUGCUCCCGUUGGAAACGACACCAUUCUAUCUCAUUUAGCCAUCUGUAAAGAACCAGUUGACAGUGGAUCAUGCAAUACUGGUUUCUCAAAACGAUUCUACUUCGACGAAGAAUAUCAAACCUGCAGAGCAUUUAUUUACACCGGGUGCGGUGGAAAUCGCAACAGAUUCAAAACCUUCGAAUCAUGCAUUAACACUUGUCUUAGGACUGACAACGAAAUCGACACAAGUUCGGAAAAAGACACGAAAGAUCCGUGCAUCGAGGCACGGGAGGAAUGCAAUCUAAUUCGUUGUCCUUACGGCAAGGAAGCGUACGUCGACGAUCAAGACUGCGAACGAUGCCGUUGCGUUGAUCCGUGCAGAACGCAAAUAUGCCCUGAGGGAACAAAGUGCUCGAUUACCUUGGUCCGUACUAAAGACGGAACCGAAUACAAUGGCGUUUGCAGAUCAACUAUCAAAUCUGGACGUUGUCCAACCGUAUCGAACAGCACUAGGUGCGAACGCGAGUGCGAAACCGAUGCCGACUGUACAGGAGAAUGGAAGUGUUGCGACAAUGGUUGUGGCACGUCUUGUUUGGAGCCAGCAUUAGAGCAAGCAAUAACAACGCCGUCGCUUUUCGUAACGCCACCUGUUACACCUCAGUACGGUGGCGAACCCGUAAGAAUAGAACAACCUGAACAAUCGCAUGUUACCGGCGAAGAGGGUAGUUACAUUACCUUGAAAUGCGUAGCUACGGGUUAUCCGGUUCCCAUCAUAACUUGGAGGAAAGACACGACCCUGAUCGGUACUACGGAGAAAAGGCGUCGUAUACUGGCUGACGGAUCUCUUCAGAUCAUAAACUUAUACACGAUCGAUAGAGGAAUUUACAUUUGUACCGCCGAUAACAGCGUAGGUCCGCCAGUUAGGAUAGAGUAUCAAGUGGAGGUCACGGAACCCAACGAACGUUCCGCGGCCAUCGUUGGAGAAAAGAACGCAACCGUGACGGUGACAAUGAAUUCACCGUCCCUCCUUCGUUGUUACGCUAUGGGUUGGCCGAGACCAUCCGUCACCUGGUGGCGUGGCGAUAACUUGCUUCCACUGAGUUCGGAGAAUUAUGAGCAAGACACUGAUUACACCCUAUUAAUACGCUCGGUGACCCUGACUAAUCUUGGUGUUUAUACUUGUCAGGCCUACAACGGCAUCGACAGACCAGCUUCUUGGUCUGUCACUUUGCAAACGAUAGGUCCAAUCUACAAUAUCAAACCGGAGUAUAAGAGCUACAUGAAAUACAUAGUCCUACCUCCAAAGAGACCGGUCACUGAAAAACCUCAGUAUCCUUACAGACCCAUUAGAACGCAUUCACCUGAUUAUAUCACAUUUGCACCCGUUCAGCCUACAAGACCUCACAUUCUUCGCGUUACGCCUAUCGAAACUACGACUCUAACGACUCCCGUUAUUUCUAAAUUCAAAGUACCGGUGAACGUAACCGUAUCGGUAGGUCAAGCUCAAUUUCCUGAAGGUAGCGACAUCAGCAUUGGUUGUGCCAUUGACGGCUAUCCAAUACCACGAGUACUUUGGUACAAAGACGAUAAUCUCAUUCAAACGAACAAUCGAGUGAAAAUAUCCGAAGCAAACAGGCUUAUAAUCGCCGAUGCGAACAAAGACGACUCGGGCCGUUAUCGAUGCGAGGCAACGAACGAAUACACAUCUGAUUCUGACAGCGUAGAUAUACUCGUAGCUGGCAUAUUUAUUCAUCCCAAUUGUCAAGACAAUAGCUUCUUCGCGAAGUGCGAUCUGAUCGUGAUGGCGCGUUAUUGCAGGCACAAGUAUUACGCCAAAUUCUGUUGUCGGUCUUGCACGGAGGAUGGCCAAUUGCCAUCAAGAGGACCGCACCUCGAUAACUUGAGAAGAAAAAGAAUGAUAUUCUAAGAUGAUACUCGAGAUUAAUAUCAUAUUCAUUCGAGACGAUGGACGACGAUCGUAAUCUUUCUUGAUAUGAACAUUCACUGGCGAAAGUAAGAAAUGAGAAAGGUAUGAUUAUAACACGAGCACCUUCGCGUAUCGCGUACGCUAUGCAAAUCGGCAUUAAUUCACUGCCAAAGCCUUAGAACGUCUAUACAUAGAUAUAUAAUAUAUACAUAUAUACAUACAUACAUACAUACAUAUAUAUAUAUAUAUAUAUAUAUAUGUAUACAAAAAAAACACACACACAGAUAUAUACAUAUAUUUACUGGAAAAAUGAUUGGAAGAACUUAAAUGGUGCGAAGAUGCGUGUGUACUCAAGAAAAAUCAUUCGUCGAUCUUCUCGUCCAAUCUUCCCCCUUCAUUACUUUCAACUCUCUCUUCCGUUUCUUUCCCCUUCCCCCUACUUCUCUCUCUCUCUCUCUCUCUCUCUCUCUCUCUCUCUCCUUCUAUCCAUCCAACCGUCUGUCCAUCCUUUUCUUCCUUUCAACUUUCUCAUCCAUGUAUAUACGGUCUGACGCUGAAUACUAGUCCGACAGAGUUCGACGUAAGCGGAUUUGAUACUUCGAGUUUUGAAAAAAGGCAUUCGGUGAAACCUUUGCGAUUAACUAUAUAGUCUAUAGUAGCUGUAUGUAUGUACGUCAUAGCGUAAUAUCUCCUUGCAAGAUUGUUUGCAAAUAUUCUUAGAUUUUUAUUUUAGGAUAUUACCGCGGCAACAUAUCCACGCGAACAGCCGUUGUAACGUUACAAAAUCAUUGAUAAUGAAUUUUUCAUAGUUUUCCUUAUUUUAUUUUGAUUUUGAUAUAAACGACGAAUACACUUGAACGUUAAAGUUUCGCUAGACGUACGUCGUGACAGAGAAAAUCAAGAAGGGAAGGAACAAUUUAUCUGUGAAAAUAUAAAAAUGAUAACAGUGGGAUGACUUCGCUGUGUCAACAAAAUCUUGUAGGUAUCUAGUUGUAUGAUGCAUAUUACGAGCGUUAUGUUGUACAAUAUAAAUAGUUGAUUAUACAAUAUAUCGUUUAUAAUCUAUUAUAUUGUUAUUACUUAUUUGUAACGAAGACACAAAUGUUGCCAUAACGUGGACCGGUCGAAUAAGUAAAACAAGGAUGCGACAUUUUUCGCAUGACUUUGGAAGAGAUUUUUUUUCACAUUGUAAACGAAUAGAACCAGAGAAGAAUAGAAUUACAAUAUGUUGCAUCUUUGAACCUACCUAAGUCGCACGCGUUUGCGUAUUAUCUCUUAAGAAAUCUAAAAUAAAUUAAUCAAUCAGUCAAUCGAUCAGUCACAAAUGUCUCUCGCAGAGAGACGAAUAACGGUAUUGCAUUUAUAUUCGUUCCUUCUUGGCUAUUUAUUGUAUUAGAAAUCGCGUAAUAACGAUGUCAUUCUCAUUCCCGAGAGCAUUAAAACGCGUUAGAGUAUCGACGAGCGACCACCGAAACAUACCAAGAACAUUUAUAUACGCUGUUAAACCAUAAGUUAAUUAAAACAAGUAAUUUUAACAUACUCGGAAUUGACGUUUCGCACGUACGAUUUUAGAAGAUCGAACGAUCAUUAAUCGAUUUUCGUCGUCAUUUGGUUACGGUCAAAGAAGAGUGCCUUAUUAGAUGUCUUUAGAGGAAGAAGAAAAAAACAAAAAAAAAACAAAAAAAAAAAGAAAAAGAAAAAAAUAACAAAAGAGAUGAAAGAAAAAGAAAUGAACAAAUAAAAAAAAAAAUGAAACAAUAAGAAAAAGAAAGAAUAUCCAGGAAAGAGAGUAUUAGGGUAUAUAAUUUAUAUGCGUGUAUCGUUAUGUAAAUAUAUAUUAUGUGGUAUGUUGCAGCGACAAAACGUAGUGGAUACGAUAUAUUGCGUUACGAUAUAUUAAACGAUGAAUUAAAAACGAUAAUUCGUUUAUCAUCGAAUACUCUUCUCUCCAUAUCAUUCUAGAUACGACCAAAACGAGUGCGCGCAUUUUUAUUAAUCCAAAAAUUGUUAGCGAACGUUGUUAGAAGAUUUUCUUAUAUCCAAUAGAGUUGAAAGAGUCGAACUAAAAGAGGUUGUAUAAUCGGUAAAAUAAUAACUGCAAAGAGAUCAAACUUUGUCGAUAAGAAAAAUAAUACAAAGGAUAAAACGUAAAUGGAUAAAAUAAGUAUGUGAAAGGAUAAUGGUAAGACGUUAACGCGUACAGUUAUUAGUUCGUCUUUUAACGUAAGUAAUUUAUGAUAUUAUCGUGUUAUUUACGUAUCGUCGAGCGUGUAAAAUUCAUAUCAUACUCACUCUUUUAAUAGCAUUGUUACGCAUAAAUGUACAUAACUCUUACUCUCGGAUUAUAAAUCUUUUAUAUAGAUCUUUGACGGACUUAAUCCUCUUGUGUUUAUUAUUAAAUCCGAAGGGAAUGAUCGUGAUG
Molecule: messenger RNA, 11724 nt
Organism: Vespa mandarinia (Asian giant hornet)
Lineage: Eukaryota; Metazoa; Arthropoda; Insecta; Hymenoptera; Vespidae
Gene: Ppn
Product: proteoglycan-like sulfated glycoprotein papilin
Biological process (GO): proteolysis; extracellular matrix organization
Cellular component (GO): extracellular matrix; extracellular region
Molecular function (GO): metalloendopeptidase activity; serine-type endopeptidase inhibitor activity
Source: RefSeq, a predicted model, not a curated record